Molecule: messenger RNA, 2172 nt
Organism: Nannospalax galili (Upper Galilee mountains blind mole rat)
Lineage: Eukaryota; Metazoa; Chordata; Mammalia; Rodentia; Spalacidae
Gene: Gtf2h2c
Product: GTF2H2 family member C
Exons: 18
Coding region: 234-1604 (456 amino acids)
Biological process (GO): nucleotide-excision repair; regulation of transcription by RNA polymerase II; DNA-templated transcription
Cellular component (GO): transcription factor TFIIH core complex; transcription factor TFIIH holo complex
Molecular function (GO): zinc ion binding
Source: RefSeq, a predicted model, not a curated record
GACGAGGGAGGGACGGACGCAUGCAGGGAGAGGGGCAGCUUCCGCUUGCUGAGCGGAGCUACUGGUUGGGGAGAGCGCGAGGUUGGGGACGAUAGUUCGGGGCCCCAGCUUUCCAUCUGCCUCCGGCUGUGGGAUGGAGCGAGUUGCACUGCUGAAAAACAGGGACUGUCCGCACCCUUGUCAGGCGCCUCGUGCUAGGCAGGAUUGCUGAACUAUAUACUACGUUUACAAAAAUGGAUGAAGAACCUGAAAGAACCAAGCGGUGGGAGGGCGGCUAUGAGAGGACAUGGGAAAUUCUUAAAGAAGAUGAAACUGGCUCACUUAAAGCUACCAUAGAAGAUAUUCUUUUCAAGGCAAAGAGGAAAAGAGUAUUUGAGCACCAUGGACAAGUUCGGCUUGGAAUGAUGCGCCACCUUUAUGUGGUAGUAGAUGGAUCGAGAACAAUGGAGGACCAAGACUUGAAGCCCAAUAGACUGACAUGUACUUUAAAGUUGUUGGAAUACUUCGUAGAAGAAUAUUUUGAUCAAAAUCCUAUCAGUCAGAUUGGAAUAAUUGUAACUAAGAGUAAAAGAGCUGAAAAACUGACUGAACUCUCAGGAAACCCAAGGAAACAUAUAACAUCUUUGAAGAAAGCCAUAGAUAUGACCUGCCAUGGAGAACCUUCUCUCUAUAACUCCUUAAGCAUGGCUAUGCAGACCCUGAAACACAUGCCUGGACAUACAAGUAGAGAAGUCCUAAUCAUCUUUAGCAGCCUUACAACUUGUGAUCCAUCUAAUAUUUAUGAGCUAAUCAAGACUCUAAAGGCAGCUAAAAUUCGAGUGUCUGUUAUUGGAUUGUCUGCAGAAGUUCGGGUUUGCACUGUACUUGCUCGUGAAACUGGUGGCACAUACCAUGUUAUUUUAGAUGAAACCCAUUACAAAGAGCUGUUAACACAUCAUGUUAGCCCUCCUCCUGCCAGCUCAAGCUCUGAGUGUUCUCUCAUUCGUAUGGGAUUUCCUCAGCACACCAUUGCUUCUUUGUCUGAUCAGGAUGCAAAACCUUCCUUCAGCAUGGCGCAUUUGGAUAAUAGCACUGAACCAGGUCUCACAUUAGGAGGCUAUUUCUGUCCACAAUGUCGGGCAAAGUACUGUGAGCUUCCUGUCGAAUGUAAAAUAUGUGGUCUUACUUUGGUGUCUGCACCUCAUUUGGCACGGUCUUACCAUCAUUUAUUUCCUUUGGAUGCUUUUCAAGAAAUUCCUCUAGAAGAAUAUAAAGGCGAAAGAUUUUGUUAUGGAUGUCAGGGGGAAUUGAAAGACCAACAUGUCUAUGUUUGCACAGUGUGCCAGAAUGUUUUCUGUGUGGACUGUGAUGUUUUUGUUCAUGACUCUCUCCACUGUUGUCCUGGCUGUAUUCAUAAGAUCCCAGCUCCAUCAGGGUAUUUUAUCACAGCAGCAGAAAUGAAACUGGAAGAAAGACAACCUCAAUAUCUGAUAAAAAGGUGUGAAAAUUCAGGGGAAAGCAAAACAGAAUCCUUUAUCACAAAUAGAACUUUGACUAUGACUCUCAGCCAAUGCUAUUACUCAAGAGAACAUGUUGAUUUACACAAUUCAUACUUGUUUCACUGAAGAUCAGCUCCACCUCACACCAUCCAGAUGUCAUCCCCAUUCUUUCCAUCUAACUCUUCCCAAUUAUAGCUGGAUUAUCAGUCUCAUUGUGAGGCUCCCUCAGUAUAUAAGCUUUCUUUUUUUCUUUUCUUUAUACUUUCAACUUCCUAGACUGUGAUUUUGAUCUCUUGAAGUUCAGUUAGGCACUUUACAUUUUCUGUAGAGCACAGGUGAAGGUACACUGGGGCUGUAGAAGAGUAAUAGAAAAAUGAGGGAAAACCUCUUGGUGCCUGGGAAUAGGAAAGGCCAACAUCAAGACUUAGUCCUGGACCAUGUGUAGAAUCAAGACCAUAACCAUAAUUAAGGGAGGUGGUAAGUCAAUUUUUGAGGCUCAGUCCUCCCAAGACUAGGAUCUGUAAAUGACAGAAGCCUCCCCUGUUCCCAAGCAUAAGCCCAACACAGAGGCAAAGCCACUGCCAUGCACAACCUGGCACCUUGCGGGGGAUGAGGUUGUGGGGAAUGUGGCCACUCAGAGAAGGCUGAAACUGCUGCCCAAUGCCCAACAUCAGGAAGUCCUCCAUCCUCCAGU